AUGGCGGCGCGGCCGCAGUAUCCUGAAUACCAGUACAACUCUCACGAAUGCAAAAUGAAGACAGUAAAAAGAGGAACAGAACUGUCAUGUUCUGGAAAAAGGAUUCAUGAGCAAUUCACUGAAGGUGUGAAAAGUCAUACUGGCUGCGUGCCAGGGAACAGCCAGGGCCGGCUGCUCCCCGAGGGCCGGAGAGCCAAGGGGGCUGGGAGUGCGAGCCAGCAGGUUGGGGUGCAGAAGCACCAUGAAACAGAGGAGAGUCGAUGUAACGUCCAUUCCAUGCUCACCAGACAGCUGGGCUAUGGGGAAGGCAGGCGGAGAGCCCCUAAGGGCAGCUCAGUGCUGCCUGGUGGCUCUCCGAAUGGAGGCAAACCCGGCUGCAGCGCUGCGCCUUGGCCAUGCCUCGGUCGAAUGCAGCGCUACCAGAGACGUCUUGCUUCGACUCUCCAGCUGGGGCCUCUCCAAGAGACUACGCUGCACUUCGUGGAGAAACCUGCUCCGCUGGCGCCAGCUCGCAUGCCUGUUGCAUGUGAAAUUUUCUUUUCUUCUACAGAAAAGGAUGGCAAAGCCUUUCAUCCAACAUACGAAGAAAAACUCAAACUUGUGGCGCUGCACAAGCAGGUUCUGCUGGGACCUUACAACCCUGACACUUGUCCUGAAGUUGGAUUCUUUGAUGUGCUGGGGAAUGAUAGAAGGAAGGAAUGGGCUGCCCUUGGAAACAUGUCAAAGCAAAAAGCUAUGACAGAAUUUGUUAAGCUCCUGAAUAGGUGCUGCCACUUGUUUUCAACGUAUGUCACUUCCCACAAGAUAGAGAAAGAAGAACAAGAAAAGAAAAGAAGAGAAGAGGAAGAACGAAGGCGGCGUGAAGAAGAGGAGCGUGAGCGUUUACAAAAAGAAGAAGAAAAACGUAGGCGAGAAGAAGAGGAAAGACUGAGAAGAGAAGAAGAAGAGAGGAGGAGAAUAGAGGAGGAACGACUUCGGAUGGAACAACAGAAGCAACAGAUAAUGGCAGCACUGAACUCCCAGACUGCCAUUCAGUUCCAGCAGUAUGCAGCCCAGCAGUAUCCGGGCAACUAUGAACAGCAGCAGAUCCUAAUUCGGCAGCUCCAGGAACAGCAUUAUCAACAAUACAUGCAGCAGUUGUAUCAAGUCCAGCUUGCACAGCAACAGGCAGCCUUACAAAAACAGCAGGAGGCGGUUGUGGCAGCGACAGGGACUCCUCUGACUACUGCAUCGAAGGUGAAUGCACCUGCCCCAGGGGACACCCCAUCUGUUAAUGGGCAGGCCAGUGCACAUGCAGACAGCCCUGAAAAAGAGCUGGAUCCAGAGGCUUUGGAAGAGGCACUGGAGAAUGGACCAAAAGAUUCUGUUCCAGUGAUAGCUGCCCCAUCGAUGUGGACACGACCCCAGAUAAAAGACUUCAAGGAAAAAAUCCGGCAGGAUGCAGACUCUGUGAUCACCGUGGGCCGAGGAGAAGUGGUUACAGUUAGAGUACCAACUCAUGAAGAGGGGUCUUACCUCUUUUGGGAGUUUGCUACAGACAAUUAUGACAUUGGUUUUGGGGUGUAUUUUGAAUGGACAGACUCCCCUAAUACUGCAGUCAGUGUGCAUGUCAGCGAAUCCAGUGAUGAUGAGGAUGAAGAAGAAGAAAAUACUAGCAGUGAAGAAAAAGCCAAAAAGAAUGCCAACAAGCCUCAGCUAGAUGAAAUAGUGCCUGUGUACAGACGAGACUGUCAUGAAGAAGUGUAUGCUGGCAGCCACCAGUACCCAGGGAGAGGAGUUUAUCUCCUUAAAUUUGACAACUCCUACUCUCUAUGGAGGUCAAAAACAGUUUACUACAGAGUUUAUUAUACUAGAUAAAGGUGUGGCUGUGUCUGAGGCUGGGCUGUGCAGAAGAUGUCAUUUUAUUUGGAAUUUUCUUCAAGCAUAAUGGAUCCUUUUGAGUCUCUGUUUUACCCUGUCUGUAUCUGUAUGGUUUGUGUGAACUUUAACAAGUAGACACUGGGAUCUUCCUGCUCCAUGACACUAAUGCAUAUUGCAUUGGGCUUAACACAGGAUCUCCCUAGCCCUUUUGGGUAUUGGAGUUAACCAAUGGAAGUCAUUGGCUCCAGCGCUAAGGUCACAUCAGUUGCAUUUGUUAAAACCUCAUGAAAAAGGGGGAGGGAGUUGCUGGCUCACUGGCUGGGUGAUCUGAUGUUUCCAGGUCUGGAUGCUUUGAAUAACUUGUUAACGGUUAAUUUAAAGGUCCCAUCAAUAACUGGUAGAUUUGGAUGCAGUUUGCUGUGUAGCAAGUUUCUCUUAACUGUAAUUGAAUGUCAGAUUUUUACACCAUUAAAACUUGAAACUUUAAGUUGAUGCAGUUUAGAAACAAGUUGUCUCGCUUCUGUCCUCAUCAAAGAAGAAACAUUCAGUUCCUUAAACCAGUGUAGUGGCUAAGACAAGGAUGAGCAGCAUCCUGAAAGUACAGCAAAUAACCUCUUCUGAAGAUGUAAACUGAAUGACAAUUAAAAGUGUGUGUAACAAGAACAACCUUAAUCUCUCUGCCCCGCUGCUAACCCUAGAAUAAAAAAAGUCAUUUUUUGAGGCAAUUGACUUUGAACCAGGGCACAAGCUAUUUCUAAGUUUGGUGGGUUUUUAAUGGGGUAGACUUAAAAAAAAAAGUGUCUACAAACCUGAAACCAGUUUUCUGCACAACCUUCUGGUUUGUCUGUUUUUGUAAAACCUGAAUAAGCACGUUGUGCAUCUGAAGAACAGCAAGUCAGUUUGAUAAAGUAUAGGAGUUAAUGUUGCACUAAUUAUGGAAAUCACUGCCAGUCCAUUUUAGUCUGAACUGGUGAUACUUGGGUGCAAACUUUCUGCUUUAAUCUGUAACUGUCUGCAGAAAGGCGGAGUGCACAUACAGAUACUUAAUAAUGUAGCUUUAAUCUCAAUUUGGUAUGGUUUGGUUGGGGCAUUUCAUAUUUUGUAUAGUGAAAAAAUGCAGGUGGCUACUUGACUUGAGGUUGCAGCAAGAAUCCGCUCUCCUUGGAGCCCUGCGCCCCAGGGGUGAUGUGUUGCAAUGACGGCUUGCGUAAGUGCUCUCUGCAUGGGUAAUGCACUUUGUUACUGAAAGAAAAUGGUUACUUCGGGUGUCUCCGAUCAGUUCUUGCAGUAAGACUUCCAUUGAUUAGCUGCAGCAUGUACAGUUCCAUGGCAAAUGAUGUUGAGUUUGCGGGAUUUGUUUGAAUAAUCAGUUUGUACAUACACGAUACUUUACUUUUCUUAUACCAACCAGGGAGAUACUUCUCCUAGAGUGCUUAACUUGUCAUCUUGCAUUUGGUUCAGCAACACCGUACCAGCUUAUAGCUAGUUAGUGCUGCUUUAUCCAAAAACACUGUACAAUGUUCUGCUCUUGUGUACAUACAGUAUAUAAACCAUGAAUUUAGAAAGUACCUUGCUUUUAAAGAAAACUGUAUUUAAUGUAAAAAAAAAAAACUUUUAAAAAGGCAGGCACUAAUAUAUUUCUUCCGGUCUUCAAUUUAAAUUUUUUUGUCCAUACAAAAAUGUUAUGACUUAUUCCUCUAAGAAUAUCUGUUCCUGGGAGCGGUGUUUGUCGCUUUAAAUGGCAGCACUUACUGUCAUGUGUUGGAUGUUAGAACUUUUACGUUUUCAGACUUUUUUAUUGCCUCUGGCUGUUGAUUAGUACAGUACAAGUGCGAUUUCAAGAUACCUUGAGAUAGUAUUUAAUCCUAAUUAAAAUACAUUUAUCUGUAA
Molecule: messenger RNA, 3750 nt
Organism: Aptenodytes forsteri (emperor penguin)
Lineage: Eukaryota; Metazoa; Chordata; Aves; Sphenisciformes; Spheniscidae
Gene: ACBD3
Product: acyl-CoA binding domain containing 3
Exons: 11
Coding region: 1-1857 (618 amino acids)
Cellular component (GO): Golgi membrane
Molecular function (GO): fatty-acyl-CoA binding
Source: RefSeq, a predicted model, not a curated record